Molecule: messenger RNA, 5134 nt
Organism: Choloepus didactylus (southern two-toed sloth)
Lineage: Eukaryota; Metazoa; Chordata; Mammalia; Pilosa; Megalonychidae
Gene: IFT140
Product: intraflagellar transport 140
Exons: 31
Coding region: 124-4734 (1536 amino acids)
Biological process (GO): intraciliary retrograde transport
Cellular component (GO): axoneme; intraciliary transport particle A; ciliary basal body
Molecular function (GO): protein binding
Source: RefSeq, a predicted model, not a curated record
GCCUCGGCGUCCGCGUCGCUCGGCGGCGGCUUGGGAGCUGCGGGCGCGGCCGUUGUCCCGGCAACGCGCGGCGGCCCUGCGGCUCGGGCGGAGGUUCUGACCCUGACAAAGUCAGUUUUCAUCAUGGCCCUCUACUUUGAUCACCGAAUAGAAGCCCCUGACUCGGCAGGGUCGCCUUCCCACUUCAGUUGGCACCCCGUCCACCCAUUCCUGGCGGUGGCCUCUGUUAGCACCACCUUGGUGGGCAGCGUGGAUAUAUACCUGGAACAGGGUGAGCGCGUGCCCGAUACACAUAUCGAGAGGUCGUUCCGAGCUACGUCCCUGUGCUGGCAGCCGGUGCGGCUGAUUCUGGCCGUCGGCUGGGAGGCUGGAGAAGUGACGGUGUUUAACAAGCAGGACAAGGAGCAGCACACGGUGCCCCCAACCCACACCACUGACAUCACCGUCCUCAGCUGGAGCACCAACGGAAACUGCCUCGUGUCUGGAGACAGGCUUGGUGUCCUGCUGCUGUGGAGGAUGGACCAGAGGGGCCGGGUGCAGGGGACACCCUUGCUGAGACACGAGUAUGGACAGCACUUAACUCAUUGCAUCUUCCGGCUCCCUCCCCCCGGCGAGGACCUUGUGCAGCUGGCAAAGGCAGCGGUGAGUGGCGAUGAGAAAGCGCUGGACAUGUUUAACUGGAGGAAGAGCGGCUUUGGAAGUUUCCUGAAAAUGGGAUCUCAGGAGGGGCAAUCUCUCUUUGUCAGUUUGAUGGACGGCUCGGUGCACUAUGUGGACGAGCAAGGCCAGACGGCUUGGGCGGCGGCCACAGAGGGCCCCAUCCACACGCUGCUCUACGUGGAGAAGCAGGAGGCGCUGGUGGUCGUGACAGAGAACCUCCUCCUGUCCCUGUUCACGCUGACCCCCGAGGGCAGGGCCCAGGAAGUCCUGAAGGUAAAGUUGAGUGGGAAAACAGGUCGCCGGGCGGACGUGGCUUUGAUCGAAGGCAGCCUCCUGGUGAUGGCCCUCGGGGAGGCGGCGCUCAGAUUUUGGGAUUUAGAACGAGGUGAAAAUUACGUCCUGAGUCCAGAGGAGAAGUUUGGUUUUGAAAAAGGAGAGAAUAUAAACUGUGUUUCUUACUGUAAAGUCAAAGGUCUCCUGGCAGCAGGGACCGACAAGGGGCGAGUGGCCAUGUGGAAGAGGACGCCGGGUCCCCGGAGUGGCCCAGGGCCGGAGGGCAGAGACAGCUGGGCGCCCCAGAGCCCCACGGAGCUGGAAGGGAACAUCACACAGAUCCAGUGGGGCUCCCGGAAGCACCUGCUGGCGGUGAACAUCGUCAGCUCCGUGGUGAUCCUCGGCGCGCAGACCAUGGCGGCGCACUUCCACCAGCAGGCGGUGGCCGUGCAGGUCUCGCCGAGCGUGCUGCACGUGACCUUCCAGCCCACAGGCACGACCUACAGCCUGCACGUGGACAUGCACAUCAGUGGGGCCUUCGUCACCAAGGAGGCCAUUGCCGUCUGGAACGGAAAGCAGGUGAUGAUCUUUGAGCCUUCUGGAGCUACCCUACGGAACGCAGGCUCCUUCCUGUGCGAGUCUCCGGUGUUGGCGAUGCACGAAGACAGCGUGUACACCGUGGAGCUAAACCGCGUCCAAGUUCGCACCUGGCAGGGAACCGUCAAGCAGCUCCUCCUGUUCGCCGAGCCCGAGGGGAGCCCAUGCUGCCUGGACGUCUGCGGAAACUUCCUGGUCGUAGGGACAGACUCAGCUCACUUCAAAAGCUUUGAUCUUUCCCGAAGAGAAGCCAAGGUGCACUGUGACUGCAAGGACCUGGCCCGGCUGCUGCCCGGCGCCGGGCCCAUCGCGUCCGUGAGGUGCAACGCCAGCGGGAGCAAGAUCAGCUUCCUGCUCCACAAGGCCGACAACAGCCCCGACUCCAGAAUCUGCUUCUACGAUGUUGACAUGGACACAGUGACCACCUUCGACUUCAAGACUGGACGGACGGAUCACACGGAGGCCUUGUCGUUCAAUGGGCAGGAGCCCAAGAGGAGCCUCGCCUUCACGGAUGGGACACUCGCACGCCACGUUCCCGUGAGCCACUUCUGGGGCCAGAGUGAGCCGAGGCUUUUCGUGUGCGAAGCCGCCCUGGAGGCGCCCAGGCCCCAGCCGCCGUCCGCGGAGAAGCAGCCCCCGGUGGAGGAGAGCAGCCGUCCCACGGUGGACGCUUUGAUCCUGUCGUUCUUCGUGUCCGACGAGCACGGCCUCUUGCUCCAGGACAGCUUCCCCCGGCCUCCUGCCUUCCAGACGCUUUUGGGAAUCGAAGUGCCCCAUUAUUACUUCACAAAAAAGCCUGGAGAAGCAGCCAGAGAGGACCCCACGGGUUCCGGGCACCAAAUCCCCGACGUGGUCGGCAGGAGGCCCCUCCGGGACUUCGUGGGGCUGGAGGACUGCGACAAGCCCACUCGAGAUGCCAUGCUCAAUUUCAGCUUCUUUGUCACCAUCGGAGACAUGGAUGAAGCCUUCAAAUCCAUCAAACUCAUCAAAAGGGCCAGCCCCAUCCCAGGCAUGGAACUCGUGCCCGGGUGCAUGUGUGGGAUGAGCGAGCCAGCAGGCCAAAGACCCAGACCAUCUCCUCCUUCUGGAACCGUCCAGGAUCCUCCUGCUGGUGGCCAGCAUCCUGGCUCCCGGGUCGCCCGGCACCGUGCCCUCCUGCUGCCCCUGCCCACCCGCCUCCCACCGCACAGAGGGCCCAGGCUCGGCUUGCAUAACAGCGCGGCCGUCUGGGAGAGCAUGGCCCGCAUGUGCGUGAGGACACAGCGGCUCGACGUGGCCCGGGUGUGCCUGGGCAACAUGGGCCAUGCCCGGGGCGCCCGUGCCCUGCGCCAAGCCGAGCAGGAGCCGGAGCUGGAGGCCCGCGUGGCCGUGCUGGCCAUGCAGCUGGGCAUGCUGGAGGAGGCCGAGCAGCUGUACAAGAGGUGCGGGCGCCACGACCUGCUGAACAAGCUCUACCAGGCCUCCGGCCAGUGGCAGAAGGCAAUAGAGGUGGCCGAGCGGCACGACCGCGUCCACCUGCGCACCACCUACUACAGCUACGCCAAGCACCUGGAGGCGGGUGCUGACUGCGGGCUGGCGCUGAGCUACUACGAGAAGUCAGACACCCACCGCUUCGAGGUGCCCCGCGUGCUGUCGGAGGACCCUCAGGCGCUGGAGCGCUACGUCAACAAGAUGAGGGACAGGUCGCUAUGGAAGUGGUGGGCACAAUACCUGGAGAGCCAGGCCGAGAUGGACGGUGCCCUGCGCUACUACGAGCUGGCGCAGGACCAUUUCUCCCUCGUCCGAAUCCACUGCUUCCAGGGCCACAUUCAGAAGGCCGCGGAGAUCGCCAACGAGACGGGGAACCUGGCGGCAUCCUACCACCUGGCCCAGCAGUACGAGAGCCAGGAGGAGGUGCGGCAGGCAGUGCACUUCUACACGCGGGCGCGCGCCUUCAACAACGCCAUCCGCCUCUGCAAGGAGCACGGCUUGGACGACCAGCUCGUCAACCUGGCCCUGCUGAGCUCGCCCGAGGACAUGAUCGAGGGCGCCCGGUACUACGAGGAGAAGGGGGGGCAGAUGGACCGGGCUGUCCUGCUCUACCACAAGGCCGGCCACUUCUCCAAGGCCCUGGAGCUGGCCUUCGCCACCCAGCAGUUCGGGGCUCUGCAGCUCGUCGCGGAGGACCUGGAUGAGAAGUCAGACCCGGCCCUCCUGGCUCGCUGCUCGGACUUCUUCAUCGAGCACAGCCAGUAUGAGAAGGCAGUGGAGCUGCUGCUCGCCGCCAAGAAGUACCACGAGGCCUUGCAGCUCUGCCUGGAGCAGAACAUGACAAUCACUGAGGAGAUGGCGGAGAGGAUGACUGUGCCCAAGGACUCGGGGGCCCUGACGGAGGAGGCCCGGCGGGAGCUGCUGGAGCAGAUCGCCAGCUGCUGCAUGCGUCAGGGCAACUACCACCUGGCGACCAAGAAGUACACGCAGGCCGGGAACAAGCUGAAGGCCAUGCGCGCCCUGCUGAAGUCUGGGGACACGGAGAAAAUCGUGUUUUUCGCGGGAGUCUCUCGGCAGAAGGAGAUCUACAUCAUGGCUGCUAACUACCUGCAGUCGCUGGACUGGCGGAAGGAGCCUGAGAUCAUGAGGAACGUCAUCAGCUUCUACACCAAGGGCCGCGCCCUGGACCUCCUGGCCAGCUUCUACGACGCCUGCGCCCAGGUGGAGAUCGACGAGUACCAGAACUACGACAAGGCCCACGGGGCGCUGACCGAGGCCUACAAGUGCCUGUCCAAGGCCAAGGCCAAGAGCCCACUGGACCAGGAGACGAAGCUGGCACAGCUGCAGAGCAAGAUGACGCUGGUGAAGCGGUUCCUCCAGGCCCGCAGGGCCUACGCCGAGGACCCCAAGGACGCAGUCAGGCAGUGCGAGCUGCUCCUGGACGAGCCGGAGCUGGACAGCGCUGUCCGCGUCGGCGACGUGUACGGCUUCCUCGUGGAGCACUACCUGCAGCGGGGGGAGCACCAGGCGGCCUACAGGUACCUGGAGGAGAUGCGGAAGCGGCUCCCGCCAGCCACCCUGGCCUACUACGUGGCGCCGCGCACAGUGGAGCUGCUGCACCAGGGCCUGGGGCUGCCCCCGCCGCGCACACCCCAGCUCCCGCGGCACAGCAGCGCUGAGGGCGACAGGGACAGCGCUGAGGAGGUGCCCGAGGAGGUGGGGCCUGAGCCCUGAGCCCCCACAGCCCCUCCUGGACCCCGCCGUGGGCCGGACCGCUCCCGGGAAAGGCCGUGGCCUGGUGGGGUUGGUGUCCGAGGCCACAGCUCAGAUCUGCCUCUUACCCCCACGUCCGGAGGGGGUUCGUGUUUUUAUAUGGUCUGCUCACGGCCCAGGGGUCAUUCAUUGACCACAGGAGCUGGAGCUGCUUCUCCACCAUCUCGGGCUUUCAAGUCUAAGAAACCCCGAGAGCUUCCUGGUAGGGGACUGGGGUCCCCAUUUCAUGCCCCUGCAGCCCCGAGCCCGGGACCUGUCCCUGCUGUGCCUUCGCCGUCAGCUCCCCCCAAGGGGGUGGGCACCUCCACCUCUACCUGAGAAAAUUUCUGCAACUAAAAUAAAAUAAAGUUUAUUUUGUCAG